AUGGACAUCGAUUCGGAGCGAUUGCGGUUAAAUUUUGAAAAUGUGUGCCGUUUUUGUCUUUCGGAAGAGAAUUGCUUACCUUUGUUCAUUGAAUCGACGUUCAACGAAAGCUUGUUGGAUGCAGCGGAUGUGCUUGUACUAAAGGUGGAUGAAAAUGAUGGACUACCGAACUGCGUGUGCAACGAGUGCCAUCGUACGAUGGCCGACUUUGUCCAGUUCGAAGCUACCGCCCUAGAAGCGUACAACAGGCUGGAAAGUUUACUCACUCACCUUGCCGAAAUCGGUGCGUACGCUGGCGACGAUCAGCAAGAUGACGGAGAAAUGCUUCGGGAUAACGAUUCGCCAGUGAUCGAUGGAGAAAACAUAGAAAGUGAAACGAAACAUGAGCUGGACAUGGGUACAAACGAAACUCACCAUCCCGCGCACAUAGAAGAGAUACAAACGCAAAGUUCAAAAGCGAUGAAAAAGAAAACCUGUCCCGUGUGCGGUAAACUGGUAUCGCAGGUCAGCAAACACGUGCAGGUGCACAGUGGGACGAAAAACUUUGCCUGCGACCAGUGCGACAAGCGGUUUAUGCAUCGGAGCAGCUUGCAGAAGCAUCUGAACAUACACCGCAACAUCCGCAACUAUCGGUGUGAGCAGUGUGCGCAAAGUUUCUGCGAUCGGUCCUCGUUACGCUACCAUCUGGCCAAGCAUCGUGGUGUGCGGAGGUUUCAAUGCGAACACUGUGAUCGACACUUUUACACCUCAACCCAGUGGAAACAGCACCAGAGUUUGGCCCACCGGGAGCGAUCGUUUCGGUGCGACCAGUGUGGACAAAUGUUUCUGUUGAAGCAUCAUCUGAUGGAACAUAGGCAACUACAUACGGAUGAGCGUUCGUUUGAAUGUGAUGUGUGUGGAAAGACGUUUAAACGAGGGCGAUACCUCAUCGUACACAAACGGCAGCACAGUAAGGAAGUAUAA
Molecule: messenger RNA, 963 nt
Organism: Anopheles marshallii
Lineage: Eukaryota; Metazoa; Arthropoda; Insecta; Diptera; Culicidae
Product: gastrula zinc finger protein XlCGF52.1-like
Exons: 3
Coding region: 1-963 (320 amino acids)
Biological process (GO): regulation of transcription by RNA polymerase II
Cellular component (GO): nucleus
Molecular function (GO): DNA-binding transcription factor activity, RNA polymerase II-specific; zinc ion binding; RNA polymerase II transcription regulatory region sequence-specific DNA binding
Source: RefSeq, a predicted model, not a curated record